This is a messenger RNA of Monoraphidium neglectum, 300 nucleotides long. RefSeq lists its product as hypothetical. The transcript is spliced from 2 exons. NCBI's taxonomy places the organism in Eukaryota, Viridiplantae, Chlorophyta, Chlorophyceae, Sphaeropleales, Selenastraceae. The coding region runs from base 1 to 300 and encodes 99 amino acids. The record is from RefSeq and is a predicted model, not a curated record.
AUGAGCUACGCCGUCGUGGCGCGCUGCCGCCGCGGCUUCGCGCGCCUAGCACGCGACACGGGUGCUGCGCUCGUCCCCGUCAUCGGCGUCGGAGAGACGUACCUCGCCGGCCGCCCCACGCUGUUUGCACGCGUCUUCAAGGCCCUCAAGCCCUUCCGGCCCUACCCUCUGAAGGUGGUGUUCGGGCAGCCCAUCGAGCCGAAGGACGGCGAGACGGCCGACGAGCUGCACACGCGCUACUGCGACGGCCUCCUGGCCCUGGCGAAGCAGCACAACGUGCCCCUGCGCAUCGUGGAGUGA